Molecule: messenger RNA, 2161 nt
Organism: Oryza sativa Japonica Group (Japanese rice)
Lineage: Eukaryota; Viridiplantae; Streptophyta; Magnoliopsida; Poales; Poaceae
Source: RefSeq, a predicted model, not a curated record
UCAGAAGAACAAAAACCUCAAGCCAAAGCCUGCACACAUAACAUAAGCUCCGGCAUCAUCUCCAUCAUCUCAUAGUCCUCUUCCUCCUCAGUUCAUCCUUGCCUGUUGCCUACUCCCUCCUCAAUCCUGCAGAAGUUUCUGAAGAGAUCAAUUACCAAGAAACUGAGAGGAAACACACAGAUUAUCUGCACACAGAUCAUCACCAUACUUGCAUCUGUCGUUGAGAGAAGAUGAUCCCGUUCACAAAGCAGAGAAGCACCAAGAUGAAACGUGCCCUGCACUAAGCUAUGCUGUUCGGCAGGAGCUCGGUGAGGCCAGUGAUGGAAGCACGCCGCCGCACGCCAAGAUUCUGCAAGGCGGACUCGGAGUCGGAGCAGAGGAAGCUACGGCGUGUCAGGCUCCCCUUCUGGUCGUGCCCGCCGAAUCGGCCGCCGGGCACCUGACCUGACCUGACCUCUCUUCCUCUUCCUCUGCAUCUUCCACUUCCUCUUCCUCUUUUCUCGGUGUCUGAAUCUCUCCUGAGUUGUUGAACAGCCUGAGGAAGACACGGGCUACGAUCCUUGUGCCAUCCUGAUUUGUCCCUCCCUGUCGCCUCACUGUUUCACGCGUCCUGGAAGCAAGCAGGCAAACGACAUGGCGGCUCUGCUUUUCUUGUGAUCUGGGUUGGAAGCUUCUGCUCCUUCGAUCUUCGCCAUUUCUGAGGCGUUCUUGGGAGCAGGGCCCUUGGUCUUGCUGCUGUCUGCCACCACUCUGCCCUGCUUGCCCCUGUGUGUUCUUCUUGCUGGCUUUCUCGUCCUUGUCUGAAUCUUGCAGGUUCUUGUCUGUGACAUCCUGGAGACGCGUUUCAGGUGUUCUUGAUCUUGGAGCUUAUGCCUGCGAGUUCUUGGGUGCAGGAGGAGUUGUUAGUUGUUACCUUUGUCUCCUUCGUUGAUCCAUUGAAAGAGGCAGUGGCUGUUUGCUCUUUGAUCUGCAUGUCCUUUGGCCUUCACCGACGACGAGAUGGGCUCUGCUCCGUUCGGUGACGCCGUCGCCGGCGGUGGGCUCUAUGAGUACCAGGGGUAUCACGGUGGCUUCGCCGGCGGCCAUGGUCUCGGCCAACCGGCCGGCCGAGCGCCCGCGUUGGACGACGGUGAAACUGAGGGGAUGGACGCAUCCGCCGCCGCCGCAGUCGCCGCCAUGGAGAUGGCAAAGAGGAAUUGUGGAGGCGGCCGGGAGGAGAAGGCGGCGAUGGCGCUCAAGAGCCACAGCGAGGCGGAGCGGCGGCGGCGGGAGAGGAUCAACGCCCACCUCGCCACGCUCCGCACCAUGGUGCCCUGCACCGACAAGAUGGACAAGGCCGCGCUGCUGGCUGAGGUGGUGGGCCACGUCAAGAAGCUGAAGAGCGCCGCGGCGCGCGUCGGCCGGCGCGCCACCGUCCCGUCCGGCGCCGACGAGGUCGCCGUCGACGAAGCGUCCGCCACCGGAGGCGGAGGAGAAGGCCCCCUCCUCCUCAGGGCGACGCUGAGCUGCGACGACCGCGCCGACCUCUUCGUGGACGUCAAGCGCGCGCUGCAGCCGCUCGGGCUGGAGGUGGUCGGCUCCGAGGUCACCACGCUGGGCGGCCGCGUCCGCCUCGCCUUCCUGGUCUCGUGCGGGUCUCGCGGCGGCGCCGCCGCCGCCGCCAUGGCCUCGGUGCGCCACGCGCUCCAGUCCGUGCUCGACAAGGCCAGCUCCGGCUUCGACUUCGCGCCCAGGGCGGCGUCGCUGCUGGGCAGCAAACGCCGGAAGGUCUCCACGUUCGAGUCAUCGAGCUCCUCGUCUUGACAAGUUUCAGAGAAAAUUACGCCAAAGUCAAAAAGAUCUGAUCGGUUGCAGUGAUUUUUGCUUCUGAUAAAUUAAUCGAUCAUGGUUGUAAAAGAAAGAUACAAAGCUGAAGUGAGUUUCUUCUUUAAUUUCUUUCUUUCUUUCUUUUUGGCAAGAUUAAUUACUGAAGUGGCUUCUCAACAUUGGUUAGCACUUAGCAUUUUGCUGCUGCUUAUCUUUUCGAAGAGCGUUGUGCUCCAUGCAUGAUUAAUUACCUUGCAUUUGACAUAUAUAUAUUUGACAUUUUCACAUUUCACUGCAACUUCAGUUUAACUAGUAACUAGGAGCUUUGCUCCUUCAUGCAUGAUGCAUGACAUCA